Dioscorea cayenensis subsp. rotundata (Guinea yam) is the source of this 3431-nucleotide messenger RNA. RefSeq lists its product as uncharacterized. Bases 1 to 2838 code for a protein of 945 amino acids. The transcript has 16 exons. Lineage: Eukaryota; Viridiplantae; Streptophyta; Magnoliopsida; Dioscoreales; Dioscoreaceae. The record is from RefSeq and is a predicted model, not a curated record.
AUGAUAUGUGUCAUGGACAUUUUGGGUCACCUCCAAUUUAAAGAUUUUCAGUGGUCCUUGCUAAGGAAAUGCACAGGCUUGAGGAGUUUAUUACUGCGGUCCGGCGCUGCAUCCAGUUCUCAGACCCCCCUCGCGAGGAGAUGGAGCUCGAUAGGCACGAGGAGCUCUCUGGCUAGUGUUCCACCGUGGAGAGAUCGUGGCCGUCGGAGACGAGAAUGGGAUGGCUCCUGUGUCCACGUGGCUGGGGAUCGGACGGCUGAAGAAUGUCCAGGGCCCACAGCGGCGAUCGUGGAUGACGUGAUUGGGAGCUUCGCUGCGUGUCCGUAUAAAGAGCGCAGAGAGAGGGAGAGAGAGAUAGAAAGAGAAAGAGUUAGAGAAGAGGCUGAGAGAGAGAGAGAGAGAGAGAGAGAGAGAGAGAGACUGAGGAGCGGUUUCGGAGGUGAAGCUUCGAUUUUUCCGUCCUUUUUGGGGCGGUUUUUGAGAGAAAAAUCCCAUCUUGGUCCUUGGGAUUUUGUGAGGAGGACGUUCUUGUAUUCUCGGCAACGGCACCGACGCCGUUUCCGGCUUCGAGGGGAUCUAAGAGUUCCGGCGAUCGAUGUUGGUGGAGAGGAUAUCAUGGACGGAGAGAAAGGUCGAGAUUUGCGGCGAAGCUCAGGGAAGCGACAUCUGAGGGCGUUAUCGGGACACAUUGCUCCCUCUCUUUCAGUUUUGGGCAAUACCGUUAAUGGAGAUGGAGUUGAGGAGGAAGAUGGGUUGGAGAGAUUUAAGGAUGUGAGAGGAAUGUGGUUAAGCUCAAACAAGGGAGAUGGGGAGAUCAGUGGCAGCGGCACCACCGGUAGUGGGUCUGAAGGAGAUGCAGGCAGCCUGACUCGGCCACCAUUUACUAUUGCGACCACCAGUACGCAUCAUAGUAGGAAGAAACCCAAGUUACAAGCCAAGGCAUUGGAUGACUGCAAUGCCAUAGAUCCUGCUAUGGUGCCUAGAAGAUUACGGUCGGCUAUUAAUAAACGCAACAGCCAAUCAGCAUCCCCACCAAUGUCAGAUGCAAGGAAGAGGCACCAACAUGUCUCUAGUGGGUCACUAGUGUCCAACAUCAAUGGAUCCAAGAAACUCAAGCAAAUUAUGCCAAGUGAUCCAUUCACAAAAGAAGAGGAAGAAGUUGCAGAAACCUUGUCCAGCUUAGCUAGUAUGGCCAUUCUUCCUGUCCCACUUGUGCACACAGAAAAUGGAAGGUCUUCUGAAGAGAAUUCUGAGGCUAAGGCAAUGAGUGCUGCUCUGGCAGUCUCCAAGGGGGAAGAUGCAAAAUCUUUACUUCCUUGUAACAUCAAUGAAGUGACGAAUCUAUCACUUAAAGAAGCUGAUAAGGCUGGACCAUCUAUGUUGGCGGGUGUCACUGUCAGUGGAAGCCAAAAGUUCAAACCUGAUAUGAAUGGAACUGCUCAAAGUGCCACCAAAGGAACUUCUCUUCUAUCUGGGAAUGAGCAAGUGGACCAUUUGACUUUGAGAGAUACAAUAAACCCUUCAAAAUGCACAGAAGCUUCAGUCCAUUUGCUUUCUGGAAAUGGAUCAUCACAACCAACACAGUUUGAUGGUCCUCCAGCUCAUAAUCUGGAAAAUGGGCUUUGGCCGUUUGGAUCUGUUACCGGGGAGAUCAAACUGCAAUCAUUCAAGCAAAUCACUGAUGGCAGCUUGCAGGAUGUUCACCGACAAGUUAUUACCCCCAACAUCCAGCCUGGCUUGCUUGCUGCUGGUCAAGGGCAUUCUGCAAAGUCUUCUUCAAGUAAAGCAGCAAUGUGGCCGGAUAUUGCCUGCACCAGUUCUUCUGGCCCUAGUACAUGCAAGAAAACUCCCGCCGAGAAGCUUCCUCCAUUGUUAGUCGACAGGAAGCAGCCAUGGAAAAAGUGUGCUAUUCACUUACACAUCAGCCAUCUCAUCCAGAACCAUCAGAACAUAGAAAAAAGAUGCAUGUUCUCACUUCCACCAGGCAAAUUGGAUGUCAAAGAAGGUGUAAGUUCAAGUGCACAACCUGCCAAUGGGUCGUCAGUUGGGCCAAGGAAUGGCAUAACCACCAUGGCAAUGUCAGGAACUGAUAGUUCUGUCAUGGAGAGGAAUCUGCAUGAACCAAGGACACACAUGCUUGUAGAUAAAAGGUUCUCACAAGUACAACAGGCACCUGUCUCUGCUUCCGUUGGAGCAUAUCCUCAACCAAAGCCGGGUUGUGAUUUUUCAUCCACAUCAGCCACUGUCGAUAGUAACAACCCUGGGAACAGUGUGAAGUUGCAUGGUCAGUUUCCUGUACCUUUUCAGGUACAGCAUCACACAAUGUUCCCGUUCCCUUUUCCACAUGGGCCUUAUACAGCUGCCUUUCCAGAUCAGUUGGCAGCUGUGGCAAAUCAGCAGAUGCAGCUCCAGCUGCCACAUUAUAUGAGUAGCCCACUUUAUGGUUCCCAUAUGGUCCAUCCUGGAAUGAAGCACCAGCACCAGCACCAGCACCAGCAUCAACAUCAACACCAGCACCAACAUCAUCAACAGCAACAACAGCAGCAGCAGAUGUGGCAAGCACAUAUGGCACACUACAGACAACCAAAGUGGCAGAAUGGAAGGCCACAUGACUCAUUGCCGCCUCUCCUUCCCUCUGGUCAAGCUUCAUCUGCACCUGCUGCAGAAGUGCCUGCAGGAGCCGCAUAUCACCAUCCUCCGCAUCAACACCAAUUUCUUUCCAUUCCUCUGUCGAUGACGACCCCAUCAUCAAACAGACAACAACAAUUAGACAAUGCAGGAUUCAGACCAGAAGGUCCAAUUCCGAUGCAGCUUCUCUGCAAUGUCCAGCACAUGUAAGCUCUCUGAAAGGUGGUGCAGAUGAACAUUUGGUUCAUUGUUCAUUCUUUAAUUCCUGACUGUGCCAUAUUCCUAAAGAUAACCUGCUGAACUCUCAAACCGAACUUAUCAGAAGGUAACAAUGAUAACACCGAUAUCACCGGGAUCCACUGGCCUUACAAAGCUCAGGUUGGUAACUGCAAUACAGUCGCCUGAUACCAGUCGUUAUGCUGAUGAUGAACUGCAGUUCAGCAUACAGGCAACUGGGUCAUGGUGUUGAACUUGAAGCAGCAAAAUAGGAGAUCUUCAGUGGGUGCUUACUGUUUGCAUAUACAGAUGAUGAUUAUAGUGAUGAUCUGUGGCGUGUCCUCAUCAAGGCAAAGAAGAAUAGAUUUAUAGAACUUCAGAGAAUUUGGAUAUAUUCAAUUUAAAGUAUGAUGAGCUGUCAUAGAUUAAGGGCUUUUCUUUCUAAGUGCUUGCAUCUUUUUGUGAAUUGUGUCUUUGAAAAUGCCUGCGUUCUUUCAGCUAAUUCUGAAUUAUAUACAGUAUUCAAUCUUGUUCAGAAAUUUUGGAAGGAAAUAACUAUUUUGGUUCUCACAAAAUGACCUGAUGGA